GCCGUGGAACUCGAUAGUUGACGUAGCCCUAGUCGUGUAUUGAACUAUAAUGUGCAUUUGUUUUUGUGCAUAAGAUUUUUCGGAUUUGCAAGCUAUUUAAUUCUUUCCUUUAAUGUGAUCGUGGUUGCAGCAGCAUGUAAGAAUGUAAAGUAACCGUGAAAUCGCUUUAUGGUUGGAAUAAAAAAAUUGCUAUUCAGCUGGACUAAACAAACCAUAGACAGCUGAUCACUGACUGCUUCACACCUGCUUCGAAUAAUAGAAAAAUAUUUACCAAAGUGGAUUUAAAAGACAUUUUUUUUUGUGUCAGACUUUUCAUAUAAGCCCAAUUCAAUAAUGGCGUUGCCCAGAAAUCUUACUUCAAAGAUCUAUGACAUUAAGGCACACGAUGGCAGAGUCACAAGUCUUGAUUUAGGCGAAACAGGACGCGUUUUAGUCACCGGGGGCGAGGAUCGCAAUGUCAACUUGUGGGCAAUUGGCCAAAAUGAGUGUUUUAUGUCCUUGACGGGACACAACCGCUCCAUUGACUGCGUUCGCUUUGCGUAUAAGGAUAAUUUCGUCUACUCGGCAGACGACAUCGGAAUAAUUCGAAGAUGGGACUUAAAUGCCCAAAAAAUCUACUCUACGCUAAACGGGCACAUGAAAAGUGUUCGCACUUUAGAUUUCAACCCAUCUGGGGAGUACGUCGUAUCCGGCAGCAAUGAUACAACUGUCAGACUCUGGGACGUGCAAAAUGAAAAUAAUUGCAUCAAGGUGUGCAGGGGACACAUAUCGCAUGUUAAUUCAGUAAAGUUCUCUCCAGAUGGACUAUGGAUUGCCUCAGCUGGCUUGGAGGGAUCCAUAAUUAUCUGGGACAUACGAAAAAGCAAACAAAUAAUGGAAUUCUUAGCUGAGCCGCCGGCUAGAGCCAUUACAUGCAUUCAGUUUCAUCCAUUUGAAUUCCUUUUAGCCGCUGGACGAGUGGACGGUACCGUGUCCAUUUAUGACCUCGAACAUCAGCAGCUUGUUUCGCAAACUUUACAGUUCGGCGAUUGUAUUAAAUGCAUUACGUUCAGUGAAGAUGGAGAGUGCCUUUUUGUCGGCAGUGCUUCAGGAAUUUCAGUGAUUGGCUGGGAACCUGAUCGUGAACUAGACCAUAUUAAGAGCAUUUGGACUUCAUUGGGCGAUAUGAAAGUGGUUAACAAUAAGCUUAUUACCGGAUGUCACGAGGAAGACACAGUUUCAGUUAACACCAUCAGCUUAGAUCGUUUAAAUCCGUUUUAUCAAUCGGUAAAGGCGAUUUCCACAUUUAAGCAUAACUCGACUAACAGAAAGAGUUUUUCACGUGGAAACCAAAAGUUUCGUCUGGCUCUAGGAGAGUUCAAGACCGAUGAGGAUCAGGAAGAGCAUGAGGACACCGAAGGGCAAGGCUUCAACCGGUUUUUGUCGUCUAACUUAAGUCUUGAGGUGGUAAGUGAGACUGUGCUAGAGUCUGGAGAGACGUCACCGAUGUCUUCGCUUCCUUCUGUUCAUCUUCCUCUGUCUGUGGGCAUGUCAGCGGACCUUGCACAUCCACAUGCGUUCUGCGGCGGCAUAGACUCAUCAUUAACGCGAGGAAAACCAGCCCAUUUUUCAGAGAGCCUGCCACACAACGACAGCUACAGUACAGAAGUUGGUGGAUCCACUCGCUUUAUAAGAAUGACUGGGCCAAGCUCCCUGCACAUACCUGAUAACUACAGCAUAUACUCCCUUGGCAAAAAAGUCGCGACCGAGACGGAAGAGCAGCAUCUAGAGAUCAACUUGAACGAGAGCAACCCUCCAAUACUAAUAAACUAUGAUAAUUAUGAUAUAGUCGAAGACUUUCCGGUCAACCAAAAUCUAAACGGCAUGACCAUUAACUACAAGCCCGGGCCUACCACCUCGACUAUAAAUGCGUCGUCAAAGUCUAUUAAGAAAACCACAAACAAUUCGCACAAAAGAACUACAAACAGCAUGGUCAGCAACAAGCAGACGACUACAGGUAUUUUUGGAGGCAACAAGCUUAGUCAAGUAUCGUCGGUUAGCUCAAUGGAGUUGCAUAAACUAGACGACAACAUGGUCUUGAAAAAGUCUUCUUCUUCAAGCGUAGUCAAUAGAAAUAAGCGUCCCAUGGGCUCCCAAUUGUAUAAGGAAAACAGUCAUCAAAAAAACAUAAGCGUGGAAAUUAUAACAAAACCUCCGAUUCGCUCUCGCACCUCUUUGGACAUGCGCGCGGCACGUCCAAACAAAAGUCUGGAAAAGCAUAAUAGUGCGGCAUCAAGCCAUGAUCAUUAUGACUUUGAUGUGCUUGCGAGAUCCCACGAGGCUGUACUUCAGGAACUGAGUAAUCGCCAGACCAGUCUGGAUAGGCUACGAAGCGCUACACGGUCACACGAUGUUUUGGGCGCCUUGAGGCAAGCCAAGAAUACCGGAAAAUCUAUUUUUAUAGAUCUGCUUGGAGCCAUACUAGAAAAACCAUCCUCGUGGAAUUUAGAUUUCUGCAUGUUUGUUUUGCCAGAGAUAUAUGACCUUUUACAAAGCCAACAUAAGUUUCACUUCACAAGAGCCUGCGAUGCACUACGUAUAAUUCUCUCAAAUUUUUUGCCAACCAUCCAAGAAAACCUCGAUACCUGGACUGCAAAUGGCCUUGGUGUCGAUGUGACGCGUGAGGAUCGUCAGCGAAAGUGUGCCGAGUGCCAACGGUGGUUGCUUCAGAUCAAAAACUUGCCCGAAAGCAUCCACUUGGGGACCACUUUGUCUCAGCUUCAAAACAUAAUAAUUUUUUAAGGUCUACGUCCAUGUGGGUCUGUUCAGUUAUAUAUGCGUAUUGACCGUUACAAUAAUAGUCAAAAAAAGAAAACCACCAGCUUCCUGUAAACUGCGUAGAACCAGAGUUAAAUUAAGUGGCCUCAUUUGUCGCUCUAAGCUGCCAAAAAGAAUUUUAAACAAUUGAUGAUUUAGGAAAAUUUGGAACCCUCUUGGUCAGCAUUAACAAUUUAAGACAUUAAACGCGUUAUAGAAUUCAAAUAAAUUACGAAACUAUUACAUAAGUAAAAAUUUGUGACAAUUUUCUAUGGGUUAGUGUGGGUGGAACAACAGGUACAACUGAGUAACCCCCU
Messenger RNA from Drosophila bipectinata, 3113 nucleotides. It is a transcript of the gene kat80, whose product is annotated as katanin 80. Lineage: Eukaryota; Metazoa; Arthropoda; Insecta; Diptera; Drosophilidae. The record is from RefSeq and is a predicted model, not a curated record. Gene Ontology annotation, biological process: microtubule severing; microtubule depolymerization. Gene Ontology annotation, molecular function: microtubule binding. Gene Ontology annotation, cellular component: katanin complex.